Messenger RNA from Hevea brasiliensis (rubber tree), 864 nucleotides. RefSeq lists its product as uncharacterized. Bases 245 to 634 code for a protein of 129 amino acids. Lineage: Eukaryota; Viridiplantae; Streptophyta; Magnoliopsida; Malpighiales; Euphorbiaceae. The record is from RefSeq and is a predicted model, not a curated record. The transcript has a single exon.
GCAACUAGCGAACCGGAAUAGCCAGUAAAAAGUUUGUAAAAGAAGCAUAUACUACCCCACUUUCCUUCUCAUAAAACCUCCACCUGUCCGUUUUUAUCCGUUACCUUCCCUUCCUCUCCCUCGCUCUCCUUACAAAUACUCCCCCAAAACACAUACCCUAAUCAUCUCAGCUCUCGUCUUUACUAUUCAUUUCCUCCUACAACUCUAGGGUCUUUGAAACAGCUUGCUCUCGAAAGUCUUAGAAAUGGCUACUAAUCUCGUCCCCUUGGGUUACGUCGCCAUCAGAGCCUCUGCUGCACCGGUUCCCCAUAGAUCCGACCCGAAUGGUCGGAAAAGCUUUUCCUCGCCAUCGGCCAACUGGUGGAGCCCGCUCUUUGGGUGGUCCUCUGAGCCCGACUACAUUGGCUCUGAGAGUAAACCGGGAGAUUUGCAAGAGAAAAAGGAGGUCAAAUCAGAGUCGGAUCUUGAGCCGAAAUCGGCGAGAUCUCGGUUUGCACCUGGUGGCUUCACUGAGGAGAAGGCGAAACAACUCCGCAUGUUGACUAGUGAUACGUCGUCGUUUCACGAUGCUAUGUAUCACUCGGCGAUAGCGUCUCGGCUCGCUUCAGACUUCAGGCGCCGAUCCGAUCGGUAGUCGUCCGGGGAAUACGGCUAGUAACCGGAUCUUUCAUGUAUUUCAUAAAUUUUUCUUCUUCUUUUCUUAAUAUAUAAAUAGUUUCGUGAGUAAAACUUAAUCUGGGUUGCAGUUUCUUGAUGAUCAUAGAGUAAGAGAUGCUUAAUCUUGUAAUUAUUUAGCUGAAAGAAACGGUAUGUUUAAAUUAUUCAUGUACAAAUUUAAUAAAUUUCAUUGCCGUUUUAAUUGCA